Messenger RNA from Rhinichthys klamathensis goyatoka, 2829 nucleotides. RefSeq names its product matrix metallopeptidase 17b (gene mmp17b). The coding region runs from base 280 to 2142 and encodes 620 amino acids. The transcript has 12 exons. Gene Ontology annotation, molecular function: zinc ion binding; metalloendopeptidase activity. NCBI's taxonomy places the organism in Eukaryota, Metazoa, Chordata, Actinopteri, Cypriniformes, Leuciscidae. Gene Ontology annotation, cellular component: extracellular matrix. The record is from RefSeq and is a predicted model, not a curated record. Gene Ontology annotation, biological process: proteolysis; collagen catabolic process; extracellular matrix organization.
GUAUUAGGAGUCCAUUGUGCAAGUGCAGAGGCAGAAGGAGAGAAAGGGUGGUGGGGGUGAGGAGAUGUGAGGAACACAUCUGUUCAGGAACAGAGAAGGAGGGCAAGCACGACAGAGCACUCGAGUGCAAAGGGAGAAAGAGAAAGAAGUUGUUGGGACGUGCUGGCAUCAAUCCUACACAUCCUCAACACAAGAGAGGCCACCAUCUCAGUUUCAGCGAAGAUGACGUCAUUGAAAUCAGUUGACUGAGGAGGAUUGACAUUGUGUAACAUUGGUAUUAUGGCGAUGUUUUGGACAGCAGUUGUUUUCUACAUGUGUGGACGUACAGUGGACGUUUAUGGAACGGCUGAUAAAGAUGUACUGCCAACCAGUCUGGCAAGAACAGUUACAUCUACCACUUUACCCACUGUCAUACCCACAGAAGAUGAGAGCAUUAAACUUGUGGAUUGGCUCACGAAGUAUGGAUACCUCCCACCCCCUGAUCCCUCUACAGGUCAGUUACAGGCCUGGACAGCUGUUACUCAAGCAGUGAAGGAAAUGCAGAGGUUUGCUGGUUUGGAUGACACAGGAGUCUUAGAUGAAGCGACUGUUCAGUUGAUGCAGACACCCCGUUGUUCACUUCCGGAUGAUGAUGAUCAAACCAUCCAGCUUUCAGCAUUACACGGUGAUAUUGAAAAUCAAAGGAUGAAAAGAGCAGUUUCUACCUGGACGAGAAGAAAUAUCAACUGGAGGUUGCGCUCUUACCCUGCAUCUUCUAAACUGUCCCGUGAAAUGAUUCGCUCCCUUGUGUACUAUGCCCUCCGAGUUUGGGCCGAUCCAACAUUGCUUGAGUUUCAUGAGGUGCGAGGACCAGAGGGAGCAGAUCUCCAAAUAGAUUUCUUGCAUGGUCCCCAUGGAGAUGGAUAUCCCUUUGAUGGAGCAGGUGGAUCUGUUGGCCAUGCCUUCUUUCCAUCAGACCCAGACAGGGCAGGUGGAGUUCACCUGGAUGCAGAGGAGGAAUGGGCUUUCAGAGCAAUUGAGGGCACAGAUCUGUUCACGGUGCUGGUGCAUGAGCUUGGUCAUGCCCUCGGACUGACCCAUUCAUCAGCACGGCAAUCUGUAAUGCGUCCAUACUACCAAGGGCCCCUGGGAGACCCACUCCACUUUAGCCUGGGACAUCACGACCUUCAACACAUCACAGCCCUUUAUGGUAAGAGGGGUGACCAUAUUCCAACAGACAGGCCUCUUCUUGUGACGGAAGCUCAAUUGCGUCAUCGGCAUGGAGGAAUACACAGACUCACACACAUGUACAGGCAUGCACACAGUCAGUUGGACAGUUCUGUGGAUCGCUGUAACACCAGUUUUGAUGCAGUUGCCAAGAUUCGAGGAGAGAUUUUCUUCUUCAAAGGGCAGAACAUGUGGAGAGUGAGCAGAGGUGGUCUCGUGUCAGUCAGGGCUGUUCCUGUACAGAGACUUUGGUCGGCUCUUCCUUCUUCACUGCCUCCACUGCGAGCGGUUCUGGAGAGACACACAGAUCAUGCCAUCAUCUUUAUCAGUGGUUCCCAGGUUUGGCUGUUCAAGGAUCUGUCACUCCAAGACGGUUUCCCUCAGCCUCUGUCUACUCUGGCUCUGGAGGACUCAGAGGGACUGUGGCAAGGAUUGCACUGGGACCCUACUCAGGGUGUGGUGUGGGGGCCUUUGAGAGAGGACGGAGAAAAAGGAGAAAGCUCAGAGGAAAGCAAAGUCUGGAGAGAUCUUACUGAAGGAGGAGUGAAUGGAAUCAUCACUGAGAAUGAUGACGAGAGAGAAAGGGCUGGAGACUUCAAGGGUUCGACCUACGUUUUCAAAGGCAACUCCUAUUGGAAAUUUACUCACCCAGGCUCAGCCCCUGAAGAAGGAUACCCCCGACCUCUGGCCGCCGAUUGGUUGGACUGCCCUCAGCCGUCCUCUUACAGCCCCGGUGACAUCUCUUUGAUCUCCCACUAUGGUCAACGGGAGCUUCGUGAGCAGAAAGGGCAAAGAAUAAUCGACCAGAUCAGGCACAAAGACAAAACAAGAGAUAAACCUCAUAGCUGGGACUGUCCAUGUCUAAACAGUGCAGUGACUCAAACUGGACCGAUUUUACUUCUGCCCGUUUUAUUUCUGAUCACUGUGAUUUGUUAACCGUCACUUUAAUUUUUUCCACUUUCAAGUUCACAAUCAUACCCAAAAAUGACUUAUAUUUUCCUUGACUUUUAAUCUCUGACCAAAGGAAGACAUAUGGAAAUAGUUGGCAAGAUGAGUUAAAAAUCAAAACGUGUUUUUCUGUUGUUGUACGUACAAUAACUCCUAACCGAAACGCUGGUCUUAUUUCUCUGUUAAUUCUAGUUUCAGUUGCUAAACCUCCUUAGAAUUAUCAAGUUAGGUUAGUUAUACUGCAGCACAUUCUUGUUCAUAUCAUCAACCAAAAAAGUAUAAAACAAACAUCAACAAAAUGCCUGAUGUUAAUGAAUUACAGUUCAGAGUCUGUCAGUUCACUAAAGCUUGUGAAGGAGGCAAAUAAGCACAAUACUAUACGCCUCCUUCAGAAGCUUUAGAGUUUAAAAGCAUGAUGAUAUUAUACAUAUUUUGAUCAUGAAGAUGCAGAGAGCAUCCAUUGGGUUCCAAAAUGUGAUUUAUUCAUGAUUUCUCCUUAUUAAAAUAGUGUGAGAAUUUAGAUUAAAGAUAAAGUGCAAAGAAAAAAUGACUGUGUUUGUCAUACUACUGGUAAAUACCAAUGUACUUUUUCAAAAUAAUUUAUUACUGUGGGAUGGAUGAUCAAAUAAUUAUAUAAUAAAAUCUAAAUAAAAAUGAUAUGUACAUUUGUUGUAA